GAUGAGUGGAAAGUCGAGGAAGCAAUCAUCCUCCCGUUCUCGGUCCCGAUCCAGGUCAAGAAGGACGAGUGGAAUGUCCAGCGACCACUCAUGCUCCACUUCCCGAUCCACUUUGAGGUCAAGCAGGAUGCGUGGAAAGUCGAGGGAGCAGUCAUGCUCCCGUUCUCGGUCCCGAUCCAGGUCAAGAAGGACGAGUGGAAUGUCAAGGGAACACUCACCCUCUCACUCACCAGUGCAAGGGUAUAAAACAUCUCCAUAUCGUCAUCGGUGCUCUCGAUCUCCUGACCAAUCUGAGGACAAGUGUUCCAGGGACCACAGACCUGUUAAAGAGCAGCUCAGGAACAUCUCCAAAGGAUCUAAAGACGGCUCGUUCUCUGUUGGCAAUCAAGGCGGGAAGUCACUCAAGGGAAAAAAGAAACCGUUAUUUUACUAUCACCACCUCGUGGACGACCGUUUCAAGCCACCUGACCAAGAUUCAGUGGAAAUUGUGGAAUUCCAUGGCAAGAACCGCGGGGCGAUGUUCGGGUCGGCGCGCGGUACCUUCCGCGGAGGACGGGGACACUUAGGCAAGAUGCACAUCCCGGGCUACCAUCGCAGCCCAGACCACCAGGAAGACCGUUCCAAGUCACCUGAUGUAGAAGACUGGUCCAAGUCACCUGACCAGGAAGAAUAUUCCAAGUCACCUGACUGCGUCUCAAUUGAAGGUGACGGCUACAAGGACAUGACCGGUCAGUACCGUGGUGCGAUGCAGGGUACCUACCGUGGCGGACGAGGACGGGGCUAUUUAGGAAAGGACUACAUUCCAGGCUACGACUGUGGUGAUAAUCCGGGCAACAAUCGUGGCAUGAGAGGAACAUUCAACCCAAGAGGUGGGCGGGGCUCCAUUGGUAGUAGCAGAGGUGGUGGAGGUCCUGCAUCGACCCGUGGCCUGGAAGACAAGGAGAAGGGGGACACUAAGCAAGGGAAAGGCAAGAAAGGCAAGAAAGGAAAGAAGGUGGCCAAGCGUGACCAGGAAAUAAAGAAGACUGCACAACAGAGAGCAGCUAGGCAACUGAGAAAGAAGAAAGCAAAGGAAAGGAAGAAAGCAAAGCAAGCUCAGCGAGCAAAACAAGGAAAGAACGUUAAGAAAGAAAAGAAUGUCAAAAAAGGGAAGAAUGUUAAGAAGAACCCCGGUGGGCCAGCAUCAGGGCAGGCGGGGAGGAACAAUCAGUGCAAUGUUAUUAACCAGACCUUUGCUGAUGUCAAGAUGCUACCACUGAACCUUCUACCCAUGCCAAACAUUGCACCCAUACCGAACCUUGGAAUCAACUCCAUCUUAAAUCAGCCACAAGUCUUGCCACCGUUUAUGUUUAAUCCCCUUCUGUCUCUUAUGAGGGGGCUUCAGAAGUAACAGGAUUUACUUGUAACUGGACCAUUGUGGACUGUACAUUUGUAAUUGUUUUUACUUUUCAUUCGCUUCACUUCUAAAUUUUCAUUUACAAGUCUAAAUCUAUGUUGCAUGGCAUUGAGAAAUGGGUCAAGAUUGCUAAAUGUAUACAUCAUUUUUGCUUGACACUGUUCUUUGCAGUUAUUUAUUUCAAAUUUUUGUACCAUUUUCAACUAUUUGCAAGAUUCUGCUGUCAAAAUUUAAAUUUGUCUUUUCACUUUUUGGUUACCAAGCGAUCAACAAACACUUUUAUGACAGUAUUUUUGUUUUAUCCCAGGACUCCCAUGGAGACUAAAAAAAAUGCUUAAUUUGUUGUAUAUACAGUGAAAUCUUGGUAAGUCAAAACCUGCUAACUCGAAAACCCUUCUAACUCGAUGUAAAAACUCACUCCCGUCAAUUGUUGCUGAAUAGAAAAUCCAUUUGCUAACUCAAAACUCUGCUUAACUCAAAAUUUGAGCCCAUUCCCCUGAGCUGUGACUUAUCGAGAUUUCACUGCACGUGUAUACACCAGACAAAUACCUUUACAUCUGUAAUCGUUUGGAAAACCUCUCAGUUUUAGAAGGUGAGAGGGAUUGGGUCUUCAAAAUAGGGUAAGAGAAAAAACAAAAGAAAUACUGGCCACGCACAUGUUUAUUCCCUUAUGCAUAUUCAAUACAUGUAUUGCAUUUAGUGUCAAGUGCAAUUUUUAGUAGUACUGUAAUGAGUGAACCAUACUUGUAAAAAUAUAACCAUGUUACUACGUUCCAGAAAA
Molecule: messenger RNA, 2177 nt
Organism: Patiria miniata (bat star)
Lineage: Eukaryota; Metazoa; Echinodermata; Asteroidea; Valvatida; Asterinidae
Product: serine/arginine-rich splicing factor 4-like
Exons: 3
Coding region: 2-1390 (462 amino acids)
Source: RefSeq, a predicted model, not a curated record